This is a messenger RNA of Daphnia pulex (common water flea), 1887 nucleotides long. RefSeq names its product cytochrome P450 4c3-like. The transcript has 12 exons. The coding region runs from base 160 to 1749 and encodes 529 amino acids. Gene Ontology annotation, molecular function: monooxygenase activity; oxidoreductase activity, acting on paired donors, with incorporation or reduction of molecular oxygen; iron ion binding. Lineage: Eukaryota; Metazoa; Arthropoda; Branchiopoda; Diplostraca; Daphniidae. The record is from RefSeq and is a predicted model, not a curated record.
AUAUUUAGUUUAUCUUGGUUGAGUGAUGGUGGAACAAGAUAAUAUUUAAGUGACCGUUAACCAAGUCAACAGUGGUUCGAAAAACAUUGAUAUUUUCUCGAAGCGCAUCUGUAGCCGUUUUUUUAUUCAACCAAAUUUUUAGCUUCAUUUCAUUAUUUUAUGGUCAUGACUAUCCAAGCACUUCAUUUUGCUCUCGAGUGGUUUACAACCCCGAGCAAUGUGACUUUGUUCUCACUGAUGGCAAUUUUCUCGAUUUUUGUUUUAGUGGCUUUAAUAAAACGGGUGAUAUUUGUCAAACGAAUUAACAGAAUUCCAGGUUUACCUUGCGGAAUUACUAUAAUCGGAAAUGCUCCCACAUUUCUUGUCCCUCCCGAAGAAAUUCUCAAUCGUUUGACUGGCUAUGUAGCUGCUAUGCAAUCUUCAGACCCAGUUCUACGUUCAUGGGCAGGACCAUUUCCAUUUUUUAUCUUAUUUACUGCCGAAUCAUUCGAGGUUAUAUUGAGCAGCAGAAAGUUGAUUGAUAAAAGCCGUGACUACAAUUAUCUAAAACCUUGGUUAAACACAGGUUUACUUACAAGCACAGGGAGAAAAUGGUUUGAACGACGAAAAAUGCUGACGCCAACCUUCCAUUUUAAAAUUUUGGAAGAUUUUGUACAAGUAUUUAAUGAACAGAGUCAGAAUUUGAUACAGCAGCUCCACGACGCAAUUAAAUUAAAAAAUGAAAUUGAUGUAUACCCUUUUAUCACGCGAUGCACUCUUGACAUCAUAUGUGAUACUGCGAUGGGUUGCAAUGUUGAUGCCCAAGCAAAAAGUGACAGUGAAUACGUCAAAGCCGUUUACACAAUGAGCGAAAUUGUAGCUGCAAGGCAGUCGCGACCAUGGAUUCAACCAAACAUUUUGUUUCAAAUGUCCGAAUACAGUUCAAAGCAACGCAAAGUUCUUUGUGUAUUGCAUAGUUUUACCGAUGACGUAAUCCGAAGAAGUAAAAUGGAAAGAAUGGAACAGAAUACCAACAAAAUUACCACUCAAUACCAAGACGAUGACAGUUUCGUUGCAAAAAAAAAACGUCUGGCACUUUUAGAUCUUCUUCUUGAUGCAUCGAAAAAUGGAGAAGUGCUAAGCGAUCUUGAUAUUCGCGAAGAAGUAGAUACCUUCAUGUUUGAGGGUCAUGACACAACAACCGCUGCUAUCAACUGGUCGUUACUUCUAAUAGGAAGCUAUCCACAAGUGCAGGAAAGAUUAAAUGAAGAACUUGAUCGCGUUUUUGGAGGAUCGGAUCGUCCGGCAACGAUGGCUGAUCUAAGUGAAUUAAAAUACCUCGAAUGCUGCAUUAAGGAAGCUUUACGUUUAUACCCUAGCGUCCCUAUCAUUGGUCGUAAACUGAACGAAGAUACCGUCAUACAUGGCUACACAUUGCCAGCAAACACAACAGUGGGUCUCAUGACUUACAUUCUACAUAGGGAUCCGAAAAAUUUUCCUGAUCCUGAAUUGUAUCAGCCUGAGCGUUUUUUUGAAACCAACAGUCGAGGACGACAUCCUUAUGCCUACGUUCCGUUUAGCGCAGGACCCCGCAAUUGCAUUGGCCAAAAAUUCGCCUUGAUGGAAGAAAAAGUAAUUUUGAGCAGCAUAUUUCGAAAUUUCCAUAUAAAAGCACUGGACAAGAGGGAAGAAUUAAUUCUUUUGAUCGAACUAAUCUUGCGUCCCCGUAAUGGAAUCCGCCUUCUUCUAACGCCAAAACAAAAAGAUUAACUGUAUUUGUAUAUAUUUUUUUAUAUGAAUCGCCUAAUUAUUUUGUUAAAUUAGAUCAUCUUCUUUUAUGUCCUAAGGCAAAAAGAUGUGUCCAUAUAAUUCGAUGGAUCAUCUUCAAAUAUAUGUUAUCAAGUAUUA